Messenger RNA from Pochonia chlamydosporia 170, 351 nucleotides. RefSeq lists its product as hypothetical. The coding region runs from base 1 to 351 and encodes 116 amino acids. NCBI's taxonomy places the organism in Eukaryota, Fungi, Ascomycota, Sordariomycetes, Hypocreales, Clavicipitaceae. The record is from RefSeq and is a predicted model, not a curated record. The transcript has a single exon.
AUGCGAUUUGUCACUAGGAACUGUCUCAAAACUGUUCUUAUUGGACAUCUAGAGGCUAUUGCAAAUUUGUCUCUAUCUUCGAGUCAACGGGAACUUCCGGCUGAGGUUAUGCCUUGUUCAUGGCUUACACGCGACAUUCUUUACAAGUUGCUCAAGGAAGCCCCAAGGAUUUCCAGUUUAUCAGGAUGGCAUAAGGAACAAAUCAAGCUUUCAGCCGUUAGUGCUUGCCGAGGCGGAUGUAAAUGCCGUGCUGCAUACAAUACAAGCUUGCCAGAUGGAGCUUAUAUAUUUUGUCAAUGCCGUGCAAGAAUGCAACUGGGUUGUCAUCGACAAUCUCAUGAAUACAAAUAA